Molecule: messenger RNA, 1365 nt
Organism: Paecilomyces variotii
Lineage: Eukaryota; Fungi; Ascomycota; Eurotiomycetes; Eurotiales; Thermoascaceae
Exons: 1
Coding region: 152-1201 (349 amino acids)
Biological process (GO): ergosterol biosynthetic process
Molecular function (GO): C-4 methylsterol oxidase activity; iron ion binding
Source: RefSeq, a predicted model, not a curated record
AUCUGAGGGCGCCAAACAUGUGAGAGGCGGGGUUUGACCAGCACAUGGUUCUCGAACGAUAAACUAUUAAAUUAACUAGCCAUUUCUUCCGCCACUGUUGUUGUAGUAGAAACCUCGAUAGUAUCAGCGAUCAUUGUCGUUUCCUGCUACAAUGGCUGUUCCUAUGCGCAACCCGAAGGACUCUAUGACAUCCACCUGGCGCAGGUGGGAUCAUAGCAAAUGGGGUCCCUGGCACUGGCUGAUCGAAGUCCUCAAUGUCCACCACGUCGAGCUGGACAAGAAAAUCCCGGUGCAUCAAAAGACUGAAAAGGUCCCUUACGCCCCCGAAGCCCAGUUUCAUAUCUGGGUUCUUCUUCAUGCCGCUCUCCCGGUAGUUCUGCAGCAGGCCUACAUCAGUUACACUCACCAGAACCUACCUCCAUGGGCUGUCUGGCUCCUCUAUCACUUCUCGUUAACGGCAAACGCGGUCCAUGAGAUACAUGUUCUUCGACGUGUGGCCCAUACAUAUGGGUUUUUUGACGGAGACAAGCAUGAGCGCGAUGGGGUUCCGGAUGUCGGCGUCUGGAGAACCAGUCGCUCUUUGCUCUCCGUCAUCUUCUUUCGUCCACUAAUAAUGGUCUAUUUCGGAUACAAUGUCAACCAGGAGCCCUCAUCGAUCAACUGGUUGUCGCUUCCUUUCAAGAUCGGCAUCUAUGCCAUCGUGCUGGACUUUUGGUUCUACUGGUAUCAUCGUGUGAUGCAUGCCACCGAGACCCUCUGGAAAUUCCAUCGCACGCACCACUUGACAAAACAUCCAAACCCUCUCCUGACGAGCUACGCCGACCACGAGCAAGAGUUCUUCGACAUCGUUGGAAUCCCCAUGAUGACAUUCGCGACUUUAAAGCUCCUAGGGAUGUCCUUUAGCUUUUACGACUGGUGGUUUGCCUGCGAGUAUGUCGUCUUUACGGAGGUCCUAGGACACAGCGGCCUGCGGAUGGAAGCCACGGCUGUCAACCCGCUCAAUUUCCUUUUGAGAAUGCUCGAUCUCGAAUUGGUCAUCGAAGACCACGAUCUGCAUCAUCGCCAAGGGUGGAAGAAGAGUCACAACUACGGCAAGCAGACCCGAGUCUGGGAUCGUCUCUUCGGCACCACUCGACCGAGAGUGGAGGGCUACAAGGACAACAUCGACUAUGUCAACACGGCAAAGAUCCCACUAUUUUGAUGAAAUUAACUCUUUUGAAUCAGCUUGAAACCCAUUCUUGGAUGUAAGUCGAGAUGCUGAGACUGCUUGAUAAUCAGAUAUCGGCACAGCUUCCGCAUCGGUUCCCGAAUGACUAUACCCACAAGUUUCUUAUCGAUACCAGUCUUUUUUUUUUUUUUUUUUUU